GGAUAUGCGCGCAUCAUUCUGGCUGCGCUGUCGCUGCACUACAUGACAUAUCAUCCGAAAUACUGCACGGUGUUGUACUGUAUCUCCUGUCUACUGGACGCGUUCGAUGGGCACGCCGCGAGGGCGUUGGGUCAAGCUUCGAAGUUCGGGGCUGUCUUGGACAUGGUCACUGACCGCUGUACAACAACAUCACUCCUGUGCUACCUCACAUCCGCAUAUCCGGAAUGGGCCCUUGGAUUCCAGUUCCUCAUCGCCCUCGACUUCAGCAGCCACUACAUGCACAUGAACAGCUCUCUCGUUACCGGCUCGAAAAGUCACAAGCAAGUGCAAAGUGACGUCAGCCGUCUUCUGCGAGCUUACUACAACCCCACUACUCUCUUCAUCGUCUGCGCGGGCAACGAGCUCUUCUACAUCGCGCUCUACCUGAUGAAGUGGGUGCACACGCCGCUCUCAGAGUCGCUCGGCCCGGUUGGGUUCGUGGGCGCGUACACCUGGCCCGAGCUGAUGGCGUGGGUCUGCGGACCUAUUUGUGCCUACAAAAAUGUCAUCAACCUGGUCCAGCUGUGGAAGGCAUCCAAGAUCCUGGUCGGUGUUGACCUGGCGGAGCGGGCGAAGGCGAGGGAGGAAGAGGCGCUUCGCACGAAGCAGGAUUAG
Messenger RNA from Trametes versicolor FP-101664 SS1, 654 nucleotides. Its product is annotated as CDP-diacylglycerol--inositol 3-phosphatidyltransferase. The transcript is spliced from 4 exons. Gene Ontology annotation, biological process: phosphatidylinositol biosynthetic process. The record is from RefSeq and is a predicted model, not a curated record. NCBI's taxonomy places the organism in Eukaryota, Fungi, Basidiomycota, Agaricomycetes, Polyporales, Polyporaceae. The annotation marks the transcript as partial. Gene Ontology annotation, molecular function: CDP-diacylglycerol-inositol 3-phosphatidyltransferase activity. Gene Ontology annotation, cellular component: Golgi apparatus; membrane.